UGCGAUAGUAUCGAUGCCAAGUAUUUCUUGCCGGCAUGCAAUUCAGAAACAAAAACUGACGAAAUAGCGAGUUUAUAAGUAGCAAAGCGAUUAGCUGGCAAGGAAAACCCCCGGAGAGUCAGGAUGGUGGUGCGUCCGUACAACGAUGAGCUCAAGUACCUGGAGAAGGUGAGCGACCACUGCUGGCGGAUCAAGAAGGGCUUCCAGCCGAACAUGAAUGUGGAGGGGUGCUUCUAUGUGAACAGCCGCCUGGAGCGCCUGAUGCUGGAGGAGCUGAAGAACGCCUGUCGCCCGGGAGCAGUGGGUGGCUUCCUGCCCGGAGUCAAGCAGAUAGCCAAUGUGGCUGCCUUGCCGGGCAUCGUGGGCAGGUCCAUUGGGCUGCCCGACAUUCAUUCCGGCUACGGAUUCGCCAUUGGGAAUAUGGCUGCUUUCGACAUGGAUGAUCCGCUGUCCGUUGUGAGUCCCGGCGGCGUGGGCUUCGACAUCAACUGUGGCGUCCGCCUGCUGCGCACGAAUCUCUACGAGAAGGAUGUGCAGCCCGUGAAGGAGCAACUGGCGCAGUCCCUGUUUGAUCACAUCCCGGUGGGUGUGGGCUCCAAAGGCAUUAUACCCAUGAAUGCCCGCGAUCUGGAGGAGGCCCUGGAAAUGGGCAUGGACUGGUCGCUGAGGGAGGGAUACGUGUGGGCGGAGGACAAGGAGCAUUGCGAGGAGUACGGCCGCAUGCUGAACGCCGAUCCCGCCAAGGUGAGCAUGCGGGCCAAGAAGCGAGGACUGCCCCAGCUGGGUACCCUGGGUGCGGGCAAUCACUACGCCGAGAUCCAGGUGGUGGACGAAAUUUACGACAAGUGGAGCGCCUCCAAGAUGGGCAUCGAGGAGAAGGGCCAGGUGGUGGUGAUGAUUCACUCUGGCAGUCGUGGCUUCGGCCACCAGGUUGCCACCGAUGCCCUGGUCCAGAUGGAGAAGGCCAUGAAGCGGGACAAGAUCGAGACCAAUGACCGGCAGCUGGCCUGUGCCAGGAUAAAUUCGGUGGAAGGACAGGACUACCUUAAGGCCAUGGCUGCGGCUGCCAACUUUGCCUGGGUCAAUCGCAGCUCCAUGACAUUCCUUACCCGCCAGGCGUUUGCCAAGAUGUUCAACACUACUCCAGACGAUCUCGACAUGCAUGUUAUCUAUGACGUCUCGCACAAUAUUGCCAAGGUGGAGAACCACAUAGUAGACGGCAAGGAGCGAAAGUUGCUGGUUCACCGCAAGGGCUCCACGCGCGCCUUCCCGCCACACCAUCCACUGAUCCCAGUGGACUAUCAGCUUACCGGGCAGCCUGUCUUGGUGGGUGGAACCAUGGGCACCUGCAGCUACGUGUUGACCGGAACGGAGCAGGGCAUGCAGGAGACUUUCGGCAGCACCUGCCACGGAGCGGGUCGCGCCCUGUCUCGCGCCAAAUCCCGCCGCAACCUGGACUACAAGGAGGUGCUGGACAAGCUGGAUCAGUUGGGCAUCGCCAUUCGCGUGGCCUCGCCCAAGUUGGUCAUGGAGGAGGCGCCCGAGUCUUACAAGGACGUGACCGAUGUGGUCGACACCUGUCAUGCAGCGGGCAUUAGCAAAAAGUGCAUCAAAAUGCGACCAAUUGCGGUGAUAAAGGGCUGAGUCUAAUUUAUUAUACAUGAUUAAUUAUAAAUAAAGAUUUAUAAGCUAGUCCGAUCGCUGUUAAUAUAGCAAGUGAAUAACGAAUUAAAAUAAGAAAUUCUA
This is a messenger RNA of Drosophila santomea, 1746 nucleotides long. It is a transcript of the gene RtcB, whose product is annotated as RNA-splicing ligase RtcB homolog. Gene Ontology annotation, cellular component: nucleus; tRNA-splicing ligase complex. The record is from RefSeq and is a predicted model, not a curated record. Gene Ontology annotation, biological process: tRNA splicing, via endonucleolytic cleavage and ligation. Gene Ontology annotation, molecular function: RNA ligase (ATP) activity. The coding region runs from base 124 to 1644 and encodes 506 amino acids. NCBI's taxonomy places the organism in Eukaryota, Metazoa, Arthropoda, Insecta, Diptera, Drosophilidae. The transcript is spliced from 2 exons.